Messenger RNA from Theobroma umbraticum, 459 nucleotides. The record is from RefSeq and is a predicted model, not a curated record. NCBI's taxonomy places the organism in Eukaryota, Viridiplantae, Streptophyta, Magnoliopsida, Malvales, Malvaceae.
AUGCCACUUGAAUAUUAUGAUUAUGAUGUUCUGGCUAAGAUUGGCAAUGAACUAGGAAGAAUCCUGAAAAUUAACCGAACCGCUUAUCAAGCAACUAGAAGGAAGUUUGCUAGAAUGUGUGUUGAGAUUGAUCUGAACAAACCUCUUGUUCCAAAAAUCUUCAUUGGAGGCAGAUGGCAGAAGGUUGAAUAUGAACGUUUGAGGAUACUUUGCUUUCACUUUGGUAAGUUCGGUCAUAAUAUUAAUAGUUGUGAGCAAAGACUUAGACUGGUGGCUACAAAGGACUAUCGAAGAGGACCAUCUACAAAGGUGAAGGUGGGGAAACAGGAGGAUACAACUACAGCAAGAAGGCAAUCUAGGUCACAUUUUGUUAUGUUGGAGCAUGAUACUGAUAUUCAAGAUGAUAGGGAGAUUGUACUAGAGACCUUGGAACUUCAAGUUUCUGAUCCUAAAGCAUGA